This is a messenger RNA of Emiliania huxleyi CCMP1516, 972 nucleotides long. RefSeq lists its product as hypothetical. The record is from RefSeq and is a predicted model, not a curated record. The transcript has 2 exons. Bases 1 to 972 code for a protein of 323 amino acids. NCBI's taxonomy places the organism in Eukaryota, Haptophyta, Isochrysidales, Noelaerhabdaceae.
AUGUCGCUCCUAUGCUCGCUGGUCUUCGGAACACCAGCCAGUCCGAGCAUCUGCUCCGCCGACACGCAGUGCGCCAAUGAUUCGCCUGUUUGCUGCCACGGCACCUGUGCCAAGAUUUGCAUGAGUGCCUCGCCGCCAAGCCCUGGACUUCCCGAGGAGUGGCUCCGUGAGGAAGUGCCCGGCGAACCCGCCGCCUGCACCGACGACUCGCAGUGCACACAGAAAUACGAGACGUGCUGCCGAUGGAACGACACCAUUGGAGGCUAUGGCGGAGAGGGCACGUGUGCUCAGGUGUGCACGCUCUCGAGCGUCAAGCAGUCGCCUCCCCCCACCGCGCCGCCGAUGCAAGACGCAUCGCCGCCGCCAAGCCCUGGACUUCCCGAGGAGUGGCUCCGUGAGGAAGUGCCCGGCGAACCCGCCGCCUGCACCGACGACUCGCAGUGCACACAGAAAUACGAGACGUGUUGCCGAUGGAACGACACCAUUGGAGGCUAUGGCGGAGAGGGCACGUGUGCUCAGGUGUGCACGCUCUCGAGCGUCAAGCAGUCGCCUCCCCCCACCACGCCGCCGAUGCAAGACGCAUCGCCGCCGCCAAGCCCUGGACUUCCCGAGGAGUGGCUCCGUGAGGAAGUGCCCGGCGAACCCGCCGCCUGCACCGACGACUCGCAGUGCACACAGAAAUACGAGACGUGCUGCCGAUGGAACGACACCAUUGGAGGCUAUGGCGGAGAGGGCACGUGUGCUCAGGUGUGCACGCUCUCGAGCGUCAAGCAGUCGCCUCCCCCCACCACGCCGCCAAUGCAAGACGCAUCGCCGCCGCCGUCCCCUCGAACCUGCAGCGCUGAGCUUGCGUGCCCCAAGGGCGACCAGGCCGCAGCAGCCUACCUGUGCUUCAAGGGCCGCCAGACAUCGUCGGACACCAUAGACGCCACCGCAGAGAAGGCAGGGCUGGAUGCCGUCCAGGCUAUCUGA